Molecule: messenger RNA, 4951 nt
Organism: Porites evermanni
Lineage: Eukaryota; Metazoa; Cnidaria; Anthozoa; Scleractinia; Poritidae
Source: the annotation of a GenBank genome assembly
UUGAUUCGUCCAAGUUACUCAGGAGAGUGUCGAAAAAAGCAUGGCGAACAGCUGCUGUGAAGCGACCAGUGUCAAAUUUGUCGUCAAAUAAGACGAUUACUGGUAAGCAAAAUAUGAAUAACAAAUACAGUCGAACCCCGCUAUUUCGAAGUCCUAAGGGAAAUGGAAAAAAGUUCGAAAUAGCGGGGUUUCGAAAUAACCGGGGAAGCGUAAAGGGAAAAGGUAAAUCCAAGGGAAUCGAUCUUCCUUCGAAAUAGCGGGGACUUCGAAUUAACCGAGUUCGAAAUAGCGGAGUUCGACUGUAUAUUUAAAGCGUAGCCGAAAAAAGCUGUUUUUUUUUGUGCUGUUGUUCACUUAACCUCGUGUAGGAAGCUGCUAAAAUUGGGCCCGAUCUCAGGCUAUUAUUCCCUACAAUAAGUUGCGUAAUGACCCGUUUCGUUUUUAGGGCAAAAAUUAACCCCUUAUCAAGUUUUUCCUUCACAGGAAAACCAAGGACUGUCUAAAAACUUGCGCGUUAAGUGAACUUCGAGGGAUUACACCAUCCUCGAUCUCCAUAUCUCCUCAGUCCUCCAAUAAUGCCAAGUAUUCCUGAGAAUGCUUAAAUGAGAAUUCUUCACAAAAUGGAUUGAAGAGUUGCCUACUAUACUACUUUCUCUUGUUUAAACCCGGAAAGUUGUCUUUUAAAUAUCACGCAUUUGUACUCGGCAAGGACACCAAGCAUUUUUGUUUCUAGGCGUUAACCUUGAGCUGGCCUUUUCUCAUUUCAGCAAGGUCUACAACAGAUUCUCCCUUUGUACUACCAAAAACUGCUUCACAAACAAGCUUCACCCCAAACGUGACAAUUCCUCAAGCGCCAAACACUUUGUUUACUCUCACACCAAACUUUAACUUUACUUCAGAAUCAAAUCCUGCUUGUGUGUUUACUGCAACUGAGACCCAUGCCACUGAGAGACAGAAGCCAAUAGCUCUGUCUAUUUCAGAAGCCAAGCAGCUUAGAGAUGCGCUUCUCGGCAGCAUUGUUAAAUGUACGCAGAUUCAGAACUCUCUCUACAGACUUCUGUUACUCAAGUUACAGGCUCAUGUCACAGGGCCAUCUGAUACUGGCUUGGAAUGUAGUGACACAUCAGCGAGUUUACCGGAGACUUCCGGAAUGGAAAAAGCAGAAGAGUGUGUAUUAAAUGGUGCUCAACUGGCAAAUAUUGAUUCCAAGCACACUAAAAGCACAAGAGUGUGUUUGGAUAAUAUCACAAGUGAGUGCGACACGUUGAACGCAGCAGGGAGGUUAGAUGACGCAUCAAAGAUUUCUUACGUGAAGGACACGGAGAACUCAGAAAAGAGCGUAAACGGUGCUCCCCGGACUCUGCUAGGUGAACUGCAAGAUCCUUUAAAUGCCUUGAUUCGCUGUGCUGACAUUCAAAGAGAGCUUUUCCAAAGGAUGAUGACUAUGAACGAGUUGAACACCAAAGAAGCAAGUGAUUUAUUUGGUAAAGAAUCAUCCCCACGUGAAAAUAAAGGUGAGAAACCGUAUUCAAUUGAAUAAGGACCCCCCUCAAAUAAGCGUGCCCAGGUUUUAUACAUUAUUGAUAACCCGGCCUCCUUUCUGAAAAAAGCCAAAUUAUCAAUAAUAACGGAAUCAGAGUAGAAGUACUUUUAAAAAAAUCAGUUGAAACAAUUAACAACUAUGAAGACAGUUAUUUUCUAGCAAUGCAUAGAGAGCACAAAUUGAAUCUUUCAAGUAUAAGAAUUUCGAAUCAGCAAAAUGAAUAUUAAAUGAUGCUAUGUAUGGAAAACCCGAUUCACCAUCUUGCCAAGGCAGUCCAGAAAGCAACCCUAUUGUUCUUUUCACUGAGACUUAUUGAUGACUUUGACUGUGUUGAGCUCUGUACUAACCAAGUAACUGAUCCAGAUUAUUUUGUCUGUCUGUUACCGUCAGAUUUAUACACCAAUAGAAAAGUUGAUAUGCGGGAAGUCCAAUCUAAGCUCGAAGCCAUCACCUUUAAAACCAAAAUGGAAUGCAGCUAUGCCCGAGAUCCUUUCAGCAGUAAAUACCUAAAGCCAUCAACUAGCGAGGACCUUUUGCAGCAUAUACCUCCACAUAGACAUGUGUCAUUUCAAGAAGCAGAUUCUUGUAGUUUACGAGAGCUUCCACAUGGACGAGGAAUUCUGAAAACUGCGACGGGCGAAUUCAUUUAUUCUGGAGACUGGUGCAGGGGUAAAAGAAAUCUGUUAAAUUUUUACAUUUCAGCUAUCUCCCCCUAUUCCUCGUAAAUGAUCGUUUGUUUCAAUAAUUAGCCUUUCGGUACCGUAAAAUUCCGAAAAUCAGCCCCGGGGGUUAUAUUUUUCGAAGGCUCUUUUUGAGGGGCUUAUUUUUGGAGUGGCUUAUCUACGGAGGGAAAUUUGCGUUUCAAACUUGAUUUGGCUGGCCUUAUAGUUACUUUGUAUUUGAGGGCAAUUUCCACGUACAAGCCCCCGGGGGGGCUUAUAUUUGGAGAGGCGAUUUAACGGAGGGGUUUUUACUUUACGAGUUUGGGGGGCUUAUAUUUGGAGGGGCUUAUACAUGGAGGGGCUUAUUUUCGGAAUUUUACGGUACUUUGAAAUGUCCCAUUUUCAGUAAAAAUUUUCCCUUCACGAAGUUUGAUGCAACUUGAAACGCAGUUACGUUUUUGAUAAGUUCCGUUUAGAUUCAUUAGGGAACCCAUUUGAAGACCAUUUAAUGGUUCAGUUGAAUGGUUCACGUUGUUGGCCUGUGAAUAGAAAUUGUACAGAUACAUCAAUAAAUAAUAAAACGAACCCUAAAGUUGUCAGAUUACUCCAAUGGUCAAUGGUUUGAUAAAUUGGAAAGUGAAUUUGUUUUGUUCCAAUUUGAUAACUACCUACGAAGACGUGGAAAAUGUUUUCUGGCUUCUCUAGUUAUCCAGUUUAAUAAGAGAGAUCGCAUUGUAGUGUGGUGAUUUCCUUUUAUUUUGAACAGUCAGUCGAGUAUACAUGGAAGUCCCCCACCUACCCCUUCCCUAACAAAACAUUUACCCUUUUUCUAUUCAGGCAAGAGACAUGGCAAGGGUGAAGGGCUCAUUUUCCCUGUUCCAGGAUCUAACCAUUCGGCGGCUGAACAAGGAUUUUACAUUGGUGGAUGGAAACACAACAUGAGGUGUAGUUUAUUCGAAGACACCUCACCUCCUAAUGAUAAUAAUAAUAAUAUUAAUAUUUACUAUACCGCUUGUCUUAGGGUACUAGUAAUUACCAUCAGUAAAGCAGCUUUUGUCAGGGACAGUUUUCGAGUGAUACAACAUUAAAAGCCUUUUUAAUAUUAACCCUUUUUCUUACGUGUUUCGUUACUUUACUUUUAAAACUCACUUCUUUUAAGCCCUGUCCCAUUUUAACCCUCUUAGAAAUGACUGGAAGUCGAUCAUUGUUGAGAGGUAAUUAAUGUGUUUUGUGGGGGGCCUUCUUUAAUGUUUACGCUCCUAACGCAAGAAACUCUUCAAAGUCUCAAUCUACAAACUCUUCAUCUUAAUAGCACUGAGAUUUUGAAGGUGAUACAAAAAAUGGACUUUUGUCAGCCAUGAUUUGAGUCUGAGGGUAUAAUAAUAUAGAAACAGUCAUAGAUUUUGCUUAAUUUUUUGGUUUACUUCGAAUAUUAGGCACGGCCAUGGGCAAAUGAUUUUCACCUCCGAGGCUGUGUAUGAGGGACAGUGGCAGUUUGACAAAAUGACAGGAUAUGGUACCUUAAAGCUGCCGGAUGGAACCAUUCAGGAAGGGACUUGGAAGGAAGGUUCCUUACAGGGCUGCGCUCUUUUCACCUGGCCACAUGGUGUCACUGAGUACCGGGAGUAUGAUACAAUCCGAGGUAAAGCUUUUCUCUAAUUACACCUACUUGUUCUAAUUACCAUAAAGUGGUACAAAAAGCACAAAACCUAAAACCAAAACAGAAAAUGCUCAAGGAAUAAAUUGGCCAUGCAAGUUAUAUUUUAAUUUUCUGUUAGUCCUGAAAUUUUUUUCAUCCUGAAAGCAGUUUAAAGUUGAGAGAGUGUAGCUGGCCACAUUAAAGGUGUUUCCAGGGUGCUAGCGUUCCUAUCUAUAUAAUUUAUUCUUUCCUGCAGGAAUUUGUAGCUUUGCUUUAUCGCCCUUGUCUACGCAUUUUAGCAAUGAGCCUUCAAGUGAGCUAAGGCAAUAGUUCUAUUGCAACGUUUUUUGUUUAAAUAUGUAGGCUUCGGCAAAACAUCUCGUUAGAGAAUGGAUAAUAGAGUAACGCCGCGCAAUGUAGAGGAAUUGUUAAGUCAUCAAUUCUAAAAGGUUACUCUUAGUAAAUUCUCAAACAUGCAGUACAAAGUAACUCAUGAACCUGCCCCUAAAGUCCACGUUCCUUUGUGACAGUCUGCAGUGAUUUGCUAUCGAGUCAUUGUGAUCUAUAUAUUUCUCUUUAUUAACAGGUCAGUUGAGUUCCUGCAAACUUGAUCAAGAGGUUGCAGAGGAGCUGACGCAAAUGAGUUGUAUCCGCUCCCAGCUGCUAAACUUACGUGACUGUGCUGUUACGCUUAAAGAUGAAAAGAUUUCUCUCACAGGGCAAGUGAAUAACCUGAAAAUGGAACACGCUGAGAUGGUUGGCCAGCUACAAGAUUUUGAUUUAGAAAUUUAUCGAAAGUAUGAGCAACAGUGGAAGCGGGAUAGUCAGAAACAACGAGACGAAUUCGAAAAAAUGUUGAAAGAUACAGAAUCCAAAGCUACUGGAGAGAUUGAUACUCUGAAAAAGGAGCUGGAAGAAACCAAGGCCGCACUGCUAUGCCAGAUUUGCUUUGUGAGGAAACGUGACUGCAUUAUUUUACCUUGUUCUCAUCUCUUGUACUGCAGACAAUGUGUGCAGGAACAUAAAAAUAAUGGCGAUUUCCGUUGCCCUACGUGCCGUGGGACUAUUAACAGCGAAAUUCUGUGUAAUGUCAAUCAUUCUCCUUGA